GCGACGUCACUGCGCGACGUGACGUCACCGCGCGUCGCGCGCACUGCACGCCGGGAUGAGGGAGCCAUGGGGGACCACGGCGCUGUUGGGCGCCUUCUGCUCCCCCCGGCCGCGCCGCGACUCCCCGGCGGUGCUUACCGCAGUGGCGGUGGUGGUGGUGGCGGCGGCGGCCGCGUGAUUCGCCGGGGCUGAGCGCUAGCGGCGGUGAGCACACGAGCGCGGUUCUCACCCUCAGGGUUUUUGUUUUGUUUUGCGGGGGUGCGAAGUGUGGGAGCGGGCGGUGUGUGUGUGUGUGGGGGGGGGGGUUCGCCGGGCGCCUUUACAUGGACGAGAGAUGGACCAGCGUCUGAGCAAAGCGCUGCUGGUGGCGGCGGCGGCCCUCAUCUUCUUCACCAUCGCCUACCAGUACGUGUGUCCGGGCGCGGGCUGCGGCCUCCUGCUCCUCACGCCGCCGCCACAGGCCCACCGCGGCGGCGGCGGCGGCGGCUCAUCCUCAUCCUCCUCCUCGUCCCUCUCGUCUCUCUCCUCCUCCUCGUUGGACCCGUACCCGGCGCCCGACCCUCACUACGUGCGCAAGUUUCACUUCGCGACGCGCGACCUCGACAAGACGGUGCCCUUCGACCUCAAGGGCGACGACGUGAUCGUGUUCCUGCACAUCCAGAAGACGGGCGGCACCACGUUCGGCCGCCACCUCGUGCGCAACAUCCAACUCGAGCUGCCGUGCGAGUGCCGAGCCGGGCAGAAGAAGUGCGCCUGCCUGCGGCCCGGCCGCCGCGACACGUGGCUGUUCUCGCGCUUCUCCACGGGAUGGAGCUGCGGCCUCCACGCCGACUGGACCGAGCUCACGAGCUGCGUGCCCGCCGUGCUGCAGCGCAAGGGCAGCCGCCUCGACGCCAAGAGGAACUUCUACUACAUCACGAUGCUGCGCGACCCUGUGUCGCGCUACCUGAGCGAGUGGCGGCACGUGCAGCGCGGCGCCACGUGGAAGACCUCGCUGCACAUGUGCGACGGGCGGGCGCCCACUCCGCACGAGCUGCCCUCCUGCUACGCCGGCGACGACUGGGCGGGCGUCUCUCUCACGGACUUCAUGGCCUGCCCGUACAACCUGGCCAACAACCGACAGACGCGCAUGCUCGCCGACCUGAGCCUCGUCGGCUGCUACAACGCGUCGUUCAUGAUCGAGCGUCGCCGCGGGCAGAUUCUGCUCGAGAGCGCCAAACGCAACCUGCGCGGCAUGGCCUUCUUCGGACUCACCGAGUUCCAGCGGCGCACGCAGUUCCUCUUUGAGCGCACGUUUCAGCUGCGCUUCAUCGCGCCGUUCACCCAGUACAACGCCACGCGCGCCGCCGGCGUGGACGUGCCCAACGCCACGAUGGCGCGCAUCCGCGAGCUCAACGACAUGGACGUGCAGCUGUACGAGUACGCGCGCGACCUCUUCCUGCAGCGCUACCAGCGGGCGCGGCGGCUGGAGCGCCAGCGCCAGCGGCAGCAGGAGCGCGCCGGCCCUCGCGCCUGGUGGUUUGGCCGCGCCGAGGCGGCGCCCGCGCCGGGCGCCGCCUCGGCGGGGGCCGCCGAUCCGACGCGCGGCGGCGGCGACAUCUCGCAGGAAGAGGAGGAGGAGGCCGAAUUUCUCGAACGGCAACUGGAAAACGAUUUUAAGCUGCAGCAGCGGCAGCAGCUGGAGGAGGAGGAGGAGGAGGCGGCGGCGGCGGCCGCGGCCGAGCCGGCGUUGCCAAGUGACGGAGGCGCCCCAGACGGCGGUGUCGGUCGCGCCGAGCGACAGGGUGGCGGCGGAGGUGGCGAGGGCGGGAUUGUUGCGGAGCCGAAUGCCCCGCGCCCGGCGAACAGUGACUACUCCGGUCACGUGCAGAAGUGGUGAUGCGGAAUGCGGCCACCGCGGCUGAGAAGGCCGCGGGAGACACGGGAUUGUCAGAAAAUGCAUUCACAAGACGCACGCGUACACAUGCCAACACGCACACCCUGCAGACCUAUUGUGGUGGAGGUAUAAUGGACUUUAUAUGACCCUAAUCCAUAUAAGAAUUCUGGUACUCUAAAUUUUGUAGUCAUUGAAAACACAUUCCCGGGAUUUGAGUUAGGAACGAGGUGACACUACAACUUUUACAGCCUCAUCACAGAGUCUUUUUUAUAAGACAAGUUAAAUAUUGUGUGUGUGUGUAUAUAGCUGUGUUGUCAAUGCAGAUGAAAGGACCUUGCAUAUAGUCAUGGUGUGGUGUAAUGGGCUGUUUAAGAUUAAAUGUAUCGUGAACACCAUUCGUUUUGCUUGCAGUAUAUGCAGAGAAUAUAUUAACACGUGUUUUAUUUAAAACAUAGUAAUCCACGCCAAAAAAAAAAAGAGUGGGCAAAAAGUGCUUUUGGUUCUGUCAACAGCAUCGCUUGAGGUGUAUUUGUGCAGUAGAUGUGUGAAGAGUUUAGCUCUGUGUGGCCGUACAGACGUUAAUGAUUUUUUACAUGGAGCUGUGAUGUGAUGCAUCUCAUUGUGUGUUGUACUUUCACGUUUUGCUGAUUUAGUGAUGUUGAAACAAAACAAAAAACUUUUAUGGUAAAAUGUUGAAAACCAUUUUCGGUUGGAAUCCAAGAACACCCAAUGUAGUGACUGCAGCGAAAUGCUUCGCCUUUUUCCUCUGAUAAACCA
Molecule: messenger RNA, 2653 nt
Organism: Petromyzon marinus (sea lamprey)
Lineage: Eukaryota; Metazoa; Chordata; Hyperoartia; Petromyzontiformes; Petromyzontidae
Product: heparan-sulfate 6-O-sulfotransferase 1-A-like
Cellular component (GO): membrane
Molecular function (GO): heparan sulfate 6-sulfotransferase activity
Source: RefSeq, a predicted model, not a curated record